UGGACUCCGCUGCAAAGUUUUCGCGGGUGCAUUUUGUUUUGAAGACUGUUAUCAGUGCGUUGAGAUUGGAAAUUCGCCUACCGGUGUUGUUUUAGUUUGAUCGCUCCAUCAAGUGUUUUACCUCAUUUUCUUAAUGUGAUAAUGAUACACACGGAAAUGUAUUUUGAGGGGGUGGAAAUUUUUGAUUUGGAUGUUGAAGCUGAUCAGAUUCUAACAGGGCAAGUGAUAGGAGAAGAACCAGUGAGUUCGACUUCAUCAACACCACCGCCAACAUCAACGACGACAUCCGACGUGCCUUUGAGCCCCUUCUGCGCCGUCUGUGGCGACAAAUCGACCGGUAAACAUUAUGGCGCCCCGUGUUGCGACGGCUGCAAAGGCUUCUUCCGCCGGUCUAUAAGGAAAAACUACAACUACGCCUGCAGAUUUGAUCGCAACUGCGUUGUGGACGUUGAAAGUAGAAACCGGUGCAGAUUUUGUCGGCUGAAGAAGUGCCUAGAAAUUGGGAUGAAUAAAGAUGCGGUUCAAAAUGAGAGGGACCGAAUCACCAGAAGAAAACCACGAUCGGAAGAGCAAGGGAUCAAGGGGAUCUCAACAACAGCCCUUUUAACUUCGGAGAACCUUGUGCAAAUGAACUCUCUGUCAGUGGAGAACAAUGAAGUGGGCCCGAGCUUCAAACGAGUCGCAAACGUCGCAGAUAUCGUUCAAUCAAUGUCGCAACAGUUGACACACUUAGUGGAGUGGGCAAAAAGCAUAGAAGUUUUCAGCAAUCUCGAUUUUGACGAUCAGGUGGCACUCUUAAGAGCUUUCGCAAGUAAACAUUUGCUCCUAACCGUGGCUAGGAGGUCACAAGAUCUGAACGACUGCUUGAUCCUCGGAAACGAUUGUGUCAUUACAAGAAAUGUUUCAGAUAUGACGGAAAGUGAGCUGGAUAUCAGUAACGUAGGAGCCGCCGUCAUGGACAAAAUCAUAAAGGGCCUGAGGAAACUAAAAAUUGACGAGACUGAGUUCGUUUGCUUAAAGGCGAUCCUUUUUUUCAACCCAGAUGCCGAUGGUCUUAAUGAUGAGGAAACAGUGCAUGAGCUCCGAACUGAGGUGGAGGUGAAUCUGCAACGCUACAUCUCCGAACGCUCCGACUCUGCUGGAAGAGCCAUGAACAUUUUGCUAACCAUCAUUCCGUGUCUUCAGUCCAUCGCUGACCAGCUCGUCGUUCAAAUUCAAGUUGCCGAUCUCUGUAAUUUGGCCAACAUUGAUAGCCUCAUUCGGGAUUUACUACUUGGAGGCUGUCGAACAGAAAAGGUGGAACUCUCAAGUUCACUCCCUUCUUAAAUCAUAAACACCCAGUUGUUUUCCUUUAAAACUGUAUUUGUAUCCUAUGUUCAAUGAUCUACGAAAUUUCACUUCCAAAAAUGUUCGCAGCCGAAUUCUGCAUGUGCACCAGUGAUGAAUUGAAGGUUUAUUUGAUUUGAUUGAGGCGUUGAGUGCAGAAAGAGCAUUUAUUGGUUGCGUUGUUUCAUAAUCUUCACUGCUAAUUUAUAGUUUAGAGAGGAAAUGAUAGGGUGAAGUUACGGAAAUUUGUCGUUUUUAGCAUCCUAAGAUUAUAAAGAAAAUUCAGUAAAAGUUUAAAAAAAUUCCAUAAAUUUACUUUUAUCAUAAGGGAUAUUGCGUUAGCAGAGAUUCUGCGAUAACGCGAUCGAAACAUGCCCUUUCUGCACCCAGCGCCUCAAUUACGAGCGUUAUACGCGCAUGCACUGUAUAUCUGUCAUUUAUAUCAGGAUCAUGCUCUCUCCUUUUUCCGAAAAUUGAAUGAUUCUGGCUACCCGGUAAAAUUGUAUUAAUAAUCACACAUUUACUCAAAUAACUCAUGUUAAGUUUGUUUGCAAAGUUGUAGAGUUUUGCCAUAUGAAUUAAUCAAGUCUUAAAAAUCAAUACAAUUGUCAGAAAAUCCGCAGGAGCGGUCUCUUAAGUUACUCAGCUGCACUGUCAUUUCCUCCACAAUUUUUAUCUUUAGGAAAGCAUUUAUUUGUACAUAUUUUGGCAAUAAAUUGUAUUCUUAAA
Messenger RNA from Bemisia tabaci, 2055 nucleotides. RefSeq names its product hepatocyte nuclear factor 4-beta. NCBI's taxonomy places the organism in Eukaryota, Metazoa, Arthropoda, Insecta, Hemiptera, Aleyrodidae. Gene Ontology annotation, biological process: regulation of DNA-templated transcription. Gene Ontology annotation, molecular function: DNA-binding transcription factor activity; zinc ion binding; sequence-specific DNA binding. The record is from RefSeq and is a predicted model, not a curated record.